AAAUGUAAAUGAGUCACAAGUAAAUCCAUCAGAAAAUGCUGAUCGUAUUUUAUAUGCUGCUGGGCUUCAGAGCUGGUCGAUGCACUGAUUAUGUGUUUUUUGGAACGAAGACUAUUGGUGUUGGAGAAAAUGUGACCCUGACAUGUGCGCGCCCGACAUCUGAAUAUGAAGCAAACUUGUAUUGGAUCAGGAUUGUUUCUGGAAGCUGGCCUGAAUUCUUGGGAGGAACAUUUACCUUUGAUUAUGACGGUGUUAACACCACUCCUCACAUUACAGCAAAGCAAGAACCUGGAACCUUUAUUCUGGAAAUAAGUCAAACUAGGCUAAGUGACACUGGUCUUUAUUACUGCAUAAAAGUGGACCAACUGGACAUGGACUUUAUAAAUGCAACAUUUUUAAAAAUUAAAGGGCCAGAGACGGCUAUCACUGACAUCAUUCAGAUGCCUCAAUCUGGUCCCCUCCAUCCGGGAAACCCAGUGACUCUGCAGUGUUCAGUCCUCUCUAACCCAGAGAACAGUGCAUGUCCUGGAAAUGACAGUGUGUUUUGGUUCAGCACGAGAUCUGAUAACUCUCACCCCAACUUGAUUUAUGCUGAUGGAAACAGUGAUAAAUGUGAGAGGAGUCCAGAGGCUUCCUCCACACAGAAAUGUGUCUACAGCUUCUCCAAGAAUGUCAGCUCCUCUGAUGCCGGGUCGUACUACUGCGCUGUGGCCACAUGUGGACAUAUAAUUUUUGGAAAUGGAAUAAAACUGGAUGUUAAAGGACUCAACAUGUGGGACUUGCAAAAGGCCAAUACAGUUCUAUUUAUAUUAUGUGCUGCUUUGGCUACAAGUCUGAUCGUUAUAGCCUUCCUGAUUUAUACCAUCAAGAAGAAAACAUCCAGUUGUUGGUGUGAUGUUGGGACAGGGAGUGGUGAUCAGCAGAGUCAGCAGACAGUAGUUGUUUACUCUGCACCAAACAUCACUACGAGGAAAAGCAGCAAAUUACCACAAAGGAGUGAAAAAGCAGCAGAGGGGGGGACAGUCUACACUGAUGUCAGUGCUUCUGCAGUCGAGUAACUACUGUUAUUAGGGUUUACUAUAUUUUUUAUGACAAAUGCAAGUGUGAAAUGCAUUUCAAGCUCCAUCGUGGGUUUUAUUUAAAUUCUGAAACAAAAAAUACAGUUAUAUUUAUUGAAAAAAUAAAUAACAUAUUAUAAUAAAAUUAUAUAUUUGAAUGUUAUCACGUUUUAAUGUCAUUCUGUUAUUUUCCACUUUGUUCUGUGAUGAUCUUUUAGAAAAGGUAGACAGUCAUAUAUAUUAGAGAGUCAACCACAUGUACACAGUCAAAAAUUAAAGUCUAGAAUUGUCUAAUUGUGGAAAA
Haplochromis burtoni (Burton's mouthbrooder) is the source of this 1362-nucleotide messenger RNA. RefSeq names its product signal-regulatory protein beta-2-like. Gene Ontology annotation, biological process: response to bacterium. The transcript is spliced from 6 exons. NCBI's taxonomy places the organism in Eukaryota, Metazoa, Chordata, Actinopteri, Cichliformes, Cichlidae. The coding region runs from base 36 to 1058 and encodes 340 amino acids. The record is from RefSeq and is a predicted model, not a curated record.